Messenger RNA from Ambispora gerdemannii, 1481 nucleotides. Lineage: Eukaryota; Fungi; Glomeromycota; Glomeromycetes; Archaeosporales; Ambisporaceae. The record is from the annotation of a GenBank genome assembly.
UGAGUGAAGAAGAGUUUACAACUUUUUUAGAAUUAACCGCUAAAAAUAACUAUCAGGUUAAAGCUCAGUGCUCGCAUUGUAGAAAAAAUGCUUUUACUACGCCUCGUAAGUUUAAUUUACUUUUAACUACUAAUUUAGAAGUAGGAGAAAAGCCAGUCAGCACCGUUUAUUUACGCCCCGAAACUUGCCAAGGAAUAUUUAUUAAUCUGCCAACUAUCCAAAGAAGUACUCACCAAAAAUUACCUUUUGGCGUGGGACAAAUUGGCAAGAGUUUUCGCAACGAAAUUACGCUCCACCACGGAGUUUUCCGCACUCGCGAGUUCGAACAAAUGGAAUUAGAGUUUUUUUGCUCGCAAGUGCUAUUAAAAUCUAACGAAUUACCCCAUUACGCCCAAAAAACCACGGAUUUAUAUUUCCAGUAUCAUUUUGGGUGGGGGGAAUUAUGUAGCAAUAGCCACCGCGGCAAUUAUGACUUGUUCCAACAUAGCCAGUAUUCCCAAAAAGAUUUCCGUAUUAACGGGGUUAUCCCCCAAGUAAUCGAGAUCUCUUUUGGCGUGGAAAGAUUAAUGUUAGCUCUCUUAGAAGACGCUUAUCAAGAAGAAAUAGUCGUCAAAUCCCAAUUAACCCGUACUGUGCUAAAACUCUCACCGGUGCUGACUCCUUAUUUUGUGGCAAUCAUUCCUCUAAGCCAGCAAUUACAUCAACUUGCUUAUCAACUUUAUUGUGCUUUGCUAAAAUCCGUUCCUUUUAAUCUAACUUUUGAAGCCGCCAGUAAUAUUGGCAAAAGUUAUCGGCGUCAGGAUGCUAUUGGCACUUAUUAUUGUAUCACAGUCGACUUUCAAACCACCCAGGAUAACACCAUUACUCUCCGUCAGCGAGAUACCAUGGAACAAACCCGCCUCCCUAGCAACUCCCUUAAAAAUUAUUUACAUACAGCCAGUGCGAUAGUAUUAGGCGGAGUUUAUUGGUAUAAUAGUCGUAAGCCUAAAUAUAAUUUUGAACCCACCCCGCAAGAAUUAGAAAAUACCAAAGAACUUCAUAAAAAUAUCCAUACGAACGAACAAAUUACUCAUUUAUUAGAAGCAGUAGAAGCUAAAAGAGACCGUUUGCGAAAAUAUCUAGCAGACAAAGUUAACUCAAAGUUAACUGCCAAAGAGGAAGCGGAGAUUAAUAAAGGAUUAGAUAAUUUCGAUUUUCUCCGCGGGGGCGAUUAUAACCUUGAUACUCUGGCUUAUGACGAAGCGAAAUUAAGCAAAAUAGAAUCAGCAAUUUUCGAUAAAGAAAUACCUUUACCCCGUGCCAUUAUUCCCAAAAAAGUCCAAGGAGUGCCCACUACGGAAGCUAAUUUACCCGCUCAUUUAGAUUAUAUUAAAACUAGGUAUUGGACUUGGCACAACCCCAAAACAGGCAAGUUGUCGGGAGUUCGCGAUGCUAAACGGAAAUUUCAAGGCUUUGCGGGCUUUAUUACCGAAGAAAAUUGA